AGCUUUUCUUGGUGGUCAUGUGAUUGGAAGUUUGAUGCUGGAUCUACAACAUAUUUUAGUUGCUAUAUAUAUAGCAUAGUUCAUGCCCAUAAGUUUGACAUUGUGACAAAUAAAAAAGGUUUCCACAAUUCUACUUUGACAGGAAAUCUUUCUUAAUCGCGUGGGAUGCUCUGCUAUUGUAGUCAUAUCUUUUGUGAAUGUUUUAAUUUUGUCUUUUAAAUUAGAUAAAUUGAUGAUUCUAAUUGUUGCCCUUGAUGAUUGUACCAGGUAGAACAAAUUAACCACCCACCCACGAAUAAUCUUUUUGAUUUUUAUGUUUUGAAUCUAUUACAAAAUAAGGUAAAGCACUUUUGACUUUUGUGCUCGUUAAAUUGUAUGAGCUGAAUUAGUUAUUUGGCAUGGUAGAAAUUUCUUUAAUUAGAUUUUUUUCACAAUUAGAUGAUUUAUUUUACUUAGUUUGUUGGAAUAAGACUCCUGUAAGUACUGCUAUUAUAGAUUUGUGUGUAUGGCUGGAUUUGAUGACUCCUGUAAGUACUGCUAUUUUAGAUUUGUGUGUAUGGCUGGAUUUGAUACAAGUCUUGGUGUGAAAGGCAACUCAUUCAUGGUAAGCCCAGAAGUACAUGUUUCUUGAUUGUAGGUAUCUAAUAAUGUUGACGAGUAAUUUUUUUCAUACUGAAUGUUUAGACUUGAAAGGCAGGUUUUGUGCGCUAAUGUUAGUAGUCAUUUGCUAUACCUUAUUUGAUAAUUUGAUCAGUAAUUCAGAGUCAAAGCUAAGCAUUCUGACAAGAGCGUUUUUGUCCCUUUGUCACGGUUAUUGUCUCACAGGCAUGAACUAAACUGAAUGCUUCUACUUGACACACGUUAUGAUUAUUUGAGGAUCAUUAUCGGGGCCUGAUGAUCUUGAAAGAAAGUCGUCUAGGAAACACUAAACACUACUUACAAUAUUGUUUGAAUUUCAAUGGGGAUGGAUGGAUUGCAUUGAUCCAAAAAAUAGUAGAGAAAAGAGAAUGUACUUGGCUAAUAGAACUUGGUUAGGGAAACAAUUACUAGUGAGAUGGUGAUGGUCGAUGACGAUUAGGACGGAUAAGAUUAAUCCAAACCAAUCUGUCCCCAUAAAUUGUUUUCAUACCCAACCAGCCAUCCGCAUUCAUCACGCAUCAUAACCCUGUCUGUAUCCAUCGGAUAGGGGAGAGAAGAAAAGGGAGAGAACAGCACAGCACAAAAGGCACGUGACCACCCAUCCAGCCCAGCUCAACGUGUUAAGACUAUAAAAGAAGCAAGGAAAAGUCCGGCUUAGGUAAAAACAGCUCCUCCUGCUUGUUGCGGCGGCGCCCCCCUGCUCGUUUAUUUAUUUAUUUAUUUAUAUUCCCUUGGAACGCAAACCAAACACUCCCUCUGGCUUCUCCCCCUUCCCCUACUUCAUUUAAUUUAAUUAAAUUAAGUUGCUAGCACUGGCUUAUUCCUUCUUUUAAAAACCCAAGCCUGUUUUAUUUUAUUCUAGAUCAUAGAUAGUAUCUUCUUCCUUCUUUCUUUCUUUCUUUCUUUCUUUCUUCCUUUCCUUUCUUUUCAUGCACACAUACAUAACCUACAGGUAGCAGGAUAUUCUUAUCAUUUCAUAUCAUGACUCUAGUAAUGAAUCGCAACUACAGCUAUAGUACUAUUAAGCAUCUGGGGCCAACUCCACUGUUGAGGAGCGGCAGCAGCGGUACUUGGAAUGAGUUAUUAGGAGGACAUAGCAACGCUACUACUUCAGAGCAUUACAGUAGCAGCUCGGUGAUGAUGAUGGAGAAGAGACAGUUAUUUCUUAGAAGCUACCAGUUCUGUAGGAAAAGAACCGUAACAGAAAGGAUCAAGGGUUCUUUUAUUAGAGUGAAGAGAGUGAUGUGGCUCAAACUAAGAUCUGUUCGUAAACUUAGAAGGUUGGUUUGGUCCAGACUCCGUAAUGCAUUCUGCUAUCGCCGCAGAAUUAGAUUUCUCCCCCUUAAAUUAUAAACCAUAAUCAUCACAACUCUCCCACCUGUACUUUCUGGUAGGAAGCUAUAAUAUUAGUUUAUAAUUUAAUUAUUUUCUUUUGUUCCAGUAAA
Messenger RNA from Populus trichocarpa (black cottonwood), 2084 nucleotides. RefSeq lists its product as uncharacterized. The record is from RefSeq and is a predicted model, not a curated record. NCBI's taxonomy places the organism in Eukaryota, Viridiplantae, Streptophyta, Magnoliopsida, Malpighiales, Salicaceae. The coding region runs from base 1621 to 1992 and encodes 123 amino acids. The transcript has a single exon.